UUCGUGACCUUUCACCCCAGCAUGGCUGCGCCCUUGGGACCAGUGAAAUUCUGGAAACCCGGUAAGGCACGGCAGGGAACCUGAGUAGAUGCGGCGACGUGACUUUCGGCUUGGGGACCCGCCCUUUGGCCUGACCCGGGAGGGCUGGGCACCACUCCUCUGCGCGCGUGGAUGCUGCAGCCCAUGGUGGUCCAGAGGAAGUCAAGGCCUCCCUAACCUGGGCGGCAACUCUGGGUGACCUUGUUCGAGUUUCUCAGCCUCCUCCGCACCUCUUGAGAUGUAGAGUCCUGAGGCGGCCCAUGUGUGUUUUGCUGAUGCCCUGGGGCUGCAUUGGGGUUCGCCAGGCGGUGCAACUCAAUGGCUUAGAAGCUUGGGUCAGAGUGCCCGGGUUCAAGCCCGCCCCUUUACCUUGCAGCCAUAGAUGGAGGACCUUGAGCUUCUGCGUUCAUCCCUCUGAGCAUUGCUCCCCUCACCUGGGAAGUGGGCAGAAUACGAACACCUGUCCUGUGGGCGUUGAGUCAGGAGUAUGUGGUCGAACUUAACAGCUCAUAAAAGAGAAAAUGCAUUCCAGUGUUUUAGGGUAGGUUUGCCCACUCUGAAUGUUUACCACAAAGUGAACGCCCUCCCUCCUGUUGGCUGUUACUCUUCUUGUCUUGUAGGCUAACAAGUCACCAUCACAAAAUCCUUUGUCUUUGCAUUUUCUCAGGUCAGGUUCUUGUUGAAUUAUACAUACCAGACCGUGCUCCAUGUAGGAUGUUUCCUUUUGUCUGUGUCUUUCUUAUAAAACCAAACCAAAACAAAACAGAAGACUGUUUCUUAACUGGUAGCAGCCUCUGCCCUUACUUUUUCUUUCUUUCUUUUUUUUUUUUUCGGAGCUGGGGACCGAACCCAGGGCCUUGCACUUCCUAGGCAAGUGCUCUACCACUGAGCUAAAUCCCCAACCCCUGCCCUUACUUUUUCUUACAUAUUUUCCAUUUUUCCUCCAUCUGCACUCCAGAAGAUAUAGAUGAAUACAUUAUAUUGUGAUUAAGAUCGUUUGAGACAGAAAAGGCAACAAGGGACAGCUUUUAAUGGAUGUUUUACGUGGCCCCUGGAAUUCUGACCAUGUGCCUGUUAGAGAAAUAAACUCACGGAAGUGACACAUAAUUCUUUUUUUAAAAAAAAUAUGACCUGGGUAUGGUAAUCCGUGGCUGUAAUGCCAACACUUGGAGGCAGAGGCAGGAAGUGAGUUUGAGCCAAGUCUGGUCUACAUUCCAGGACAACCAGGGCCACAAAGACAUACCCUGUCUCCUUUGUUUGCUUGGUGACAAUUUCAUUAGUCAGCAUUUCCAGGCAUCAACCGAUUGUCCACCCAUUUACUUAAUCAAGUGUUUAUCAGCAUACCAAAGAGUUAAGUCCUAUAGAGGCUUAGAUAAGUUGUCAAAACUCAGGUCAGGGUACUUUUUUGGUUAAAGAACCUGGAACUACUCUACAAGUCUGUCCCAUUGUUUAGUUCAUCUUGUAUAUUGAGAGUCCACUUCUGUAGUCAGUUGGGUUAUGAACACGUCCUGGGGCUCAGCUCUGGAGAUGUAGACUCUGAAGUUACAUGUCCAUGAGAAGAAAUGCUAAGCAAAGCAGAAGGGGUGCUGAUAGGGAAGAUGGCCGCAAGUACCAGACUGCAGUGCCUUCCCUGCCUACCACUUACUAACUUGGUGACUUGCUGGGGCACAUAAAUGCUCCAAGUCUCUGUUCCCCUCUCGGUAACUUGUCAUAAUAGGAUUGCUGUGAGGAUUAAAUGAAACAAUGCACAAAACACCUGUGGCACUAGAUACACAGUUAUUAUAAUUAUAUAAAAGCAGAGAGGAGGGAGGGGAAGCUCGGCGUGGCGAAUUGACUGCGUCGCAGAGAUGGUAAUGGUUUUGGAGUGAACACUAAGGGGCGAAGAAAGUUCGUUAUGGUUUGUUUAUGGUGAGGUGGGGAAUGGCUCUCAAGGGUUUGUUUCUUAAGGAUGUCCCCCAACCCCCAAUAAUGGAGUACUGUGAUGGUAUUACAUGUCAGUAUAUUUUGGUGUGUGGCAGGAGAUGGUGCUGGAAAGGUAGGAAGGGACUUCAUCAUGAAAUGUCUUUCAAGAGUUAAAAGAAUUUGAGCUUCUGGCCCAGUGAGGUGGCCCAGAGGCAAAGAUGCUUUCUGUGAGAGCCUUAUGACACUAGCUUGAUCACUGUAACUCAUGUAAGGGUGGAUGGAGCGGCUCUACAAAGUUGUCCUUUGACCUUCACACGUGUGCAUGUUCUCUCUCUCUCUCUCUCUCUCUCUCUUACACACACACACACAUACACACACACACACACACACACACACUUACUUUAAGUAAAUUAAAAAAAAAAAAAGGGCUUCCUGCUUUAACCCUGGCAAUGAUAUGUUAAGAAGGCUACUCUUAAGAGAAGUUACUACUAAAAUGCAGGAUGGAUGUCGAGCCUCAAUUAUAGCAUGGGAGCUGACAGAGAGCCUAUUAGAUACUUGAGCAGUAAAGAGAGGAGAAGGUAGAGACAGUGAUAAUCUUGCAUUCUGGAUAGGGUGACUGUCUAGUUAAGCAGGGUCUGGAUUGGGUGAUGGCUUAGGUAAAUGAGUUUCAAAUUUUGCUGUCUUGUUGAAUCACUUGGAAAAUUAAAAAAAAAAUUCAGCCCUUUUGUUAUUAUUGUCAAGAAAUCAGGAACUAGGUAGCAGUAUUUUUAAACAUUUCAGGGGCUUCUGGCAUGCAGCAAAGUUGGGGACCCACUGGCCCAGGUAUACGGUUUUCAUUCACUGAUAUUUGAGUAGCUUUGGUGGGUUCUGAGCCCUGGGAAAUCACUUUCACUUACAGCAUCUUAUCAGCUAGUAACAACAUCUCUUUGAUGAAUGAUAUUCUCACAUAUGAGCAAAAAGUUCCAGAUACGAAGUGAGUUGUGGGAAAUGCAGGUCAGGGAGGUGGUUGGAGCUGAGUGUAAGGUCAGAUCUUGGAAUCAGGGGCAUGUUCUAUAGGCCCAAAGUCACAGGCUCUGAUAACUAUAGGGCCUUUUAGACAAACUGAAUAAGGGGAGGUGUGUAAUGGACUAAUACGUGGUGGAUUGAAGGGUUGUAUUGGGGACAUGUGUGCACUGUACAGAUGUACAUCCGAACUUGCACAUACUGAACCACACUCCACCUGAUUGUUAUCGAAGGGUUCAGAGUUGGAAUUUUUUUCUUCUUUAAAAAAAAGACAGGGUCUUCCUCUUAGCUUAGGCAGGCUCUAAUCCUGUGAUCCUCCUGCAUUAGGCUUCUGAGUAGCUGGGAUUACAGACCCUUGGCAAAACGUAGCUCUGAAAUGGGAAAUUUUUAGUUGAUGUUUUAAAUGCAGUAUUUUUCUGAGUGUAGUGGUACACGCCUGUAUUUCCAACACUUGGAAGGCUGAGGCGGGAGGAUUGAAAGCUCAAGGUUAGCCUGAGCUUUGUAGUGAGUUUCAGGCUAUCCUGAACUACACAGCAAGACCCUGUCUAAUAAAACCAAACUGACAAGAAACAUCUCCCCAUUACAAGCCAACAAGAAAAACCAUUUAAAAUUGUUUAGUCAUGGUGUAAACGGAGAGCUUAAAUUUCUCGUUUGUGACCUCUAACUGACCUUGUGUGAUCUGCCUGAAGUUUUCCCAAAAAGAAGGCUCACUUUAUUCCCUGGCACCCAUGGGUGGUCAGAAGGGCCCGUCCAUUUUGUUUUCUUACUCAGUAUUUAAUGGUGACUGUCCUUGUGCCUUGCAAAAGCUUUAUUGGCUGCUUGAGGAUUUUUUCCCCCUACUUGAUUCAUGGUAAGAAUUGUGCUGUAUGGCUGGGGAGAUGGUUCAGUGGUCAGAGCAUUUGCUGUUCUUGCAGAGAACCCCAAGUUUAGUUCCCAGCACCCAGGCCCAGUGGUUCACAACUGCUUAUGACUUUAGCUCUAGGAUAUCCAACACCCUGGAAGGGGUUCUGAAUUGGGUGCUGUUGUCAGCCUUGUUUUACAGAUGGGGGAAUGAAAGCAUUAAUGGUUUUCGAAAAUUGCAAACAUGCUACUUCCUUAAGCAUGCCACACACUCCCAAUUUAAAAGCUGCCAUAAACAGAGUGGGCUGCGGGGUGUGUAGGCAGCCUGGGGUUCCGUUCGGCUGAAUGGAGUCUUUUGUAAAGAGAAGAAAAGCUCGUGUAUCUGUUCAGCAGCUGUCCUUGUAAAAGUUCCUAACAGCUGUAGGUUAGAGACAAGAGAGGCCCCGGGAGGGCUGUGACCAGUGUGUGGGAGGAUGCAGAACUCACAGGAAGUGUUCAGAUACUCCAGAUACAAUGGCAUGGUUUAAAUGUUUUGAGAAGAGGGGUGUUCUGAACAAAAACAGGGCAGAAGAGGAUACAGUGUUCUCUGCCGCGGUUUGAAUUGGGAAGUGGGAUGGAGCAGUGGAAACAGGAGGACUCAGUUUGGGUUGGGAAGUGGGAUGGAGCAGUGGAAACAGGAGGCCAUGAGACCUGCUUUCCAGCCCAGGCUUUGGUCCAGGCUCUGCUCUGUCUCUUCUCUGGCUGGAGAGAGAUUAGCAUUUGGCAGAUGUAGCAGUGCCCCACUUACCUGCUUGUUGGCAGCUGUGUUCCUGGACGUUCCUGGAAUAGGGCUGGAGAUGAACUGCUGAGCCUUGAACUUGCUUUGAGGAGUCUGCAGACCCAGCAUCUUCUGUUCAGAUGAAUCAUACUCUUGCUUUUUUCUUGGCAGAAGUUCAUGCAGACCUUUAAUUCCAGCAGUUGAGAGGCAGAGGCAGUUGAAUCUCUCUCUGAGUUUGAGGCCAGCCUGGUCUACAGAGUGAGCUGUCUAGGACAGCCAGAACUGCACAGAGAAACCCUGUCUAAAAAAAAAAAAAAAAAAAAAAAAAAAACAAACAAAACCCACAAGAUUUAUUUUUAUGUUAUAUUUUGAGUGGUUGCCUGCAUGUGUGUAUGUGUACUGUCUUAGUUAGGGUUUUACUGCUGUGAACAGAAGCUAUGACCAAGGCAAGUCUUAUAAAGGACAUUUAGUUGGGGCUGGCUUACAGGUUCAGAGGUUCACUCAGUCCAGUAUCAUCAAGGCAGGAGCAUGGCAGCAACCAGGCAGGAAUGGUACAGGAGGAGCCGAGAGUUCUACAUCUUCAUCUGAAGGCUGCUGGUGGAAGACUAACUUCCAGGCAGCUAGGGUGAGGGUCUUACGCCCACGCCCACAGUGACACACCUACUCCAACAAGGCCACACCUUCUAAUAGUGCCAUUCCCUGGGCCAAGCAUAAACAAAUCAUCAUGUGCACUAUGCAUGUGCUUAGUCCUCAUGGAGCCAGAAGAGGCUGUUAGACCCUCUGGAACUGGAGUUAAUGGACAGUUGGUUGUGAGUCACCUUGUGUGUACUAGGAACGGAACCCAGGAGAAGCAACUGCUUUUAACCACUGAGCUAUGUCUCUCCAGUCCAUUUCUACCUUUCAACUUAGUUUCUUAGAGUAUUAUUUUUAUGUGUGUGGAUUUUGACUGCAUGUUAAUCUGUGCACCACGUGUACCAUCUGGUGUCAGAUCCCAUGGAACUGGAGUUACAGAUGGUUGUGAGCCAUCUUGUGGGUACUGGGAGCUAAACCUGGUUCCUCUGUAAGAGGAGCAAGUGCUCUUUACCACUGAGCCAUCUUGCCAGUCCUAUCUCAACCUGGUUCUGUCCUUGGAUCACAGAGACAAGUUGGCACGAGAAGAAGGAAAAGCUGAUCAUAUGGGACCCAUACUUCUCCAUGGGAUCAGCCUUCUUGAUUUGUCAUUGUUCUGAGCAAGAUGCUGUGGCUGUCUGUGGAUUAAUCCACCCUGCCAUGUUUCUUGGACUGCCAUUUCCCUUGUAUCUACCCUAGUUGUGGGCAGUUGCAUCAGGGUAGGCCUUGCUUCUAAGGCGGAUGGGAGUCCCCCAUGGUCCAAUAUAAAGAGCCUCCACUGCUGUACACAGCCCACACCGAGAGCUCCAAGUCCUACUUCCUGGCAGUUACCUGUCAUUCUUGUUAUAUCAUGUUACUGGGAGGCAGCCCGUGAGAGGCAAUGAAUCCGUGAGGGUCAGUCUGCAUCUGUGCUGCCCGGGGCUGGUUUCUAGUGCUCAGAGCAGUGCUUGCCCUGAAGCAUUUGCAGUCUGUCUUGUAAGUGGGUGCUUGGAUGGCUGGCAGUCAGCUGCGGGCUGAACUCUGCCAGCAACAGCCUGUGGAGAAACUACCCCUCGGCCUCAAGGUUCCGGACUUAUCAAGAGAUACAGAGGUACAGAAGGGCCAGGUGUCAGCAUCUCCGAAGAGAGACAAAGUGUCACUGAGAACUCUGGGACAACCGUCAUUUACAAUCCCUACGCUGCCCUUUCCAUAGAGCAGCAGCGGCAGAAGCUGCCCGUGUUCAAGCUUAGGAACCACAUUUUGUACUUGGUAGAAAACUAUCAGACCGUGGUGAUUGUUGGAGAAACGGGAUGUGGGAAGAGCACCCAGGUCCCACAGUACCUGGCAGAAGCUGGCUGGACAGCGGAAGGACGAGUGGUUGGAGUGACCCAGCCUCGCAGAGUAGCUGCUGUGACGGUUGCAGGGAGAGUAGCUGAUGAAAGGGGUGCAGUGCUGGGCCACGAGGUGGGCUACUGUAUCCGCUUCGAUGACUGCACCGACCCACUGGCGACCAGAAUUAAGUUCCUUACAGAUGGCAUGCUGGUCCGAGAAAUGAUGGUUGAUCCAUUGUUAACAAAAUAUAGUGUCGUCAUGCUGGACGAAGCCCACGAGAGGACCUUGUACACGGACAUUGCUAUUGGCUUGCUGAAGAAGAUUCAGAAAAAGCGAGGGGAUCUUCGCCUGAUAGUGGCCUCAGCCACUCUGGACGCAGAGAAAUUUCGAGAUUUCUUUAACCAGAAUGAGACCAGUGACCCAGCCAGGGAUACCUGUGUGAUACUCACAGUGGAAGGACGGACAUUUCCAGUGGAUAUCUUUUACCUACAAAGUCCUGUUCCAGAUUAUAUCAAGGCGACUGUGGACACUGUGGUAAAAAUCCAUCAGACAGAGGGAGAUGGAGACAUACUAGCCUUUCUUACUGGCCAGGAAGAAGUAGAAACUGUCGUGUCCAUGCUGAUCGAGCAGGCUCGGGCGCUGGCUCGCACUGGGAUGAAGAAACACCUCCGGGUUCUCCCCAUGUAUGCAGGACUGCCUUCUUUUGAGCAGAUGAAGGUGUUUGAAAGGGUGUCACAUAGCGUCAGGAAGGUGAUCGUUGCCACCAAUGUGGCAGAGACUUCUAUCACAAUCAGUGGCAUUGUGUAUGUGAUUGACUGUGGCUUUAUGAAGCUUCGAGCCUACAACCCUAGGACAGCUAUUGAAUGCUUGGUAGUGGUACCAGUGUCUCAGGCAUCAGCCAAUCAGCGGGCAGGACGUGGUGGGCGCAACCGCUCGGGGAAAUGUUACCGCCUUUAUACAGAGGAAGCCUUUGAACAGUUGCCUCAGUCCACCGUCCCUGAGAUGCAGCGCAGUAAUUUGGCCCCUGUCGUCCUGCAGCUGAAAGCCCUAGGGAUUGACAGCGUCCUCAGGUUCCACUUCAUGUCUCCCCCGCCGGCACAGUCGAUGGUUCAAGCCUUGGAGCUGCUCUAUGCUCUCGGAGGUCUGGACAAAGACUGUCGCCUAACCGAGCCGCUUGGCAUGAGAAUUGCAGAGUUUCCUCUGAACCCCAUGUUUGCCAAGAUGCUGCUGGAGUCAGGGAACUUUGGCUGCUCUCAGGAGAUCCUGAGUAUCGCCGCCAUGAUGCAGAUCCAGAAUGUCUUCGUGUUUCCCUCCAACCAGAAGUCUCAGGCGACUCGAGUGCACCGGAAGUUUGCUGUGGAGGAGGGUGACCAUCUCACCAUGCUCAAUGUGUAUGAAGCGUUUAUCAAACACAACAAGAGCUCGCAGUGGUGUCAGGAGCAUUUCCUGAAUUACAAGGGUCUUGUCAGAGCCGCCACUGUGAGAGACCAGUUGAAAAAGCUCCUCGUCAAGUUCCAGGUGCCCAAGAUGUCCAGCGAAGGUGAUCCGGACCCGGUCCUGAGGUGUAUCGUGUCGGGGUUCUUUGCAAAUGCAGCACGGUUUCACUCCACUGGAGCAUAUAGGACUAUCCGUGAUGACCACGAGCUGCACAUCCACCCUGCCUCAGUCCUCUAUGCAGAGAAGCCACCCCGCUGGGUUAUCUACAAUGAAGUUAUACAGACCUCCAAGUACUACAUGCGAGAUGUGACCGCCAUAGAAUCUGCAUGGCUGCUGGAGCUGGCGCCUCACUUUUAUCAACAAGGAACGCAUCUGUCCCUGAAAGCCAAGAGAGCCAAGGUCCAGGACCAGUGAGCGGAGCUCAGCAAGUGGCUGCAGGGAUGCGGAGUGUGGCCUCCCUUCGUGUUGUCUCUGGCACCAGCUCAGGGGAACAGGCAGACACUGCUGUGGACCGUACCCUGCUCAUUACCCCCCUUUCUGCUCCCCUCAGCAUUUGCCGCCCUCACGGGGCCAUAGAGGAAUCUGAGCAUGGCCAGUGUUCUGCACUUCUCGUAGGCCAAGCAGGAGUUGGCUGGGCCAUGCUCUGGCCCCAGUCCUCGCUCUCAGCAGCCUGCAUGCUACUCCAGCAGGCCCCGCUCCUGGUCCAGCUCUGUGGUGAGGAAAGUGAAGGCCGAAGGUGGCGGAAGACCUGUGUAGACAGGACUCUCUUGGCCUCCCGUGUCUGCCUGCUGUGGCCACAGUUGUUGACUACUGAGGCUACUGCUGCUGUGUGUGUCAAGUAUGAAAGGAAAUGCUGGGUAUUUCUGUCAAUGUCACCAAAGCUGUGUCAGGCACAGGGGCUUCCAGACAAAGCAGCUUCUUCUUUCCUCCGCCCAUGCCCUGCUUAUCCGCAGUGGGAGACUUAGUGUAGUGAUGGUGGGCCACUCGGGACUCAGCCCGUCUUUGUUAGCCACUUGCUCUGCAAGUGGGCUUAGCUUUCUCUCAGAGCACGAUGCCAUAUCCUGGUGCCAGUCUGGGCGCCAGGGAAUGCUCACCAACCUCGACCCCGUGGGGCUUCUCUUUAGCAGGGAUUCACCACAGUUUAGAUGCCCUAAACUUGUGUAGCUCAGGAACAUAACUUGUAAAUUUAUCUUUAUUUGUCUGCUUGCAUUCUUGCAAGAACACAGGCAGCUCCCUGGGCACUGUUCCCACCGCACCGGGGUUGCCUUGCGGCGACAGCGCUGUCACUUCAGCGCACGGCAAGACAGACUUCUCCCGUACUGUCUCAAUGAUGUUUAUUUUGAAAACGUGGCUUGAAAGUUUAUUUUUGUACUGGUCUUAAUUUGGAUGUGUCACUUUUGGCACCAAACCUCUGUCAUUUUUAUUUCCAUUUUAUAAUGUGUAAAUAGCUGUGGAAAGUUGUUAACCGUAGUAAAUAUUUCUACCUGAGGGGA
Molecule: messenger RNA, 9390 nt
Organism: Rattus norvegicus (Norway rat)
Lineage: Eukaryota; Metazoa; Chordata; Mammalia; Rodentia; Muridae
Source: RefSeq, a predicted model, not a curated record